Molecule: messenger RNA, 1175 nt
Organism: Parathielavia appendiculata
Lineage: Eukaryota; Fungi; Ascomycota; Sordariomycetes; Sordariales; Chaetomiaceae
Exons: 5
Coding region: 99-1175 (358 amino acids)
Source: RefSeq, a predicted model, not a curated record
CUGACAUUGCCAGCAACCUCGCGGAUGGUCUGACACUGUAUCAGCCCGGCUGGGGCCAACACGUGUGGGGAAUAUGCCUUUUCAAGUCGCAACAUCAAAUGGCUGACCUUUUCCCAGGGCUUUUUCUUUCUCUCGUAUGGGGCAUACAUGGCGAGGAAGUGGGAAAGAUUGCAACGGACAAUGCCAUGAGGGCGAGUCGACUGUCGCCUUGUCUUCUUGGGGAGGUGGUUUUACUGCUCAAAGCGGUGUCGGCGCUUGCAACAGAGGACUCAAGGCGUUCUGUUGUGCGGCCAACGACUGGGCGGCGACCACAAAAGGCUGCCGCUGGACCGACUGAGCAGCAAGUGGCUUGCCUGGUGAUCAUAAGCGACGCCUGGAUGGGUUGUUUCUGGAGCCGAUCCAAGCCGCUUUGCUGCCGUGUUCGCAAGCCCAAACUGCCCGAUUUGGAGUGCUCCGUGUCGGGCUGCGCCCUCGAUGCCCAGAUAUGCAGCGGCGAGAUGGACCAUAACGGCAACUACAAGCGCGACAGCGAUGAGAAUGCCGUGGACAUGGACAUGGACAUGGGCUGCGCACUGGACAAGCGCGGGGCGGCCCAAGGAUACAAUGCCUGGGUCUAUGGGGUCGAGGUGGUCACGAGGGAGCUGCGCUACGACAGCCAGGCGCACUGGAUGGAAGCCUUUCGAAACAGCGCCGCGGGCCUUUUCGAGGACAGGGAGCAGGCGCCCCAAGAGGUGGACCUGGAGCACAUCAUCCCGGCGGUCGUCCCACUGGGUCGCUUCGUCGCGACCUCGAUGAAUUGGCCUUGUUCCGACCUGUCCCGCUGGGCAGACAACGCGUGGUGCCGGAGGGAACGAACAACCGUGCCGCGAACCAACACCGAGUUUUGGCGGAAUGUCUGGAACAGCGCCACCUUGCCCAGCGACGCCGAGUCCUUGGGCUACCAGAUGCCGUUCGAAUUCAUUGCGGAUGAGCUUGCUUCGACCCAGAACCGGUCGAUCAUAGUGCUUCUGCAACGGUCCGUCAACGGCCUCAAAGGCAGGCUCGAGGUUUCCAACAGCCCCAUGGCGAACAGUACGUUCCAGGCCUUGGUCCGACAAACCAUCAACGACGCAAAUGAGGCGGCCGUAGAGGCUUUCUUUGGCCCCAUGCCCGAGGUAGGACCCCCCCUUCAUUAG